ACUAAUUUUUACAAUAUUGUAACAGAAGAUAGUAUUUAAUCUCUAGAGUGUAAAUUUCAAGGAAAUGAGCAUCUCCAAAACAAUAUUGUCAUUUAGCAGGAGCUUAUAUUAGCCUCAUAUCUGUUUGUUGUCAAUUGAAGUAAAAAUGCUCCUUUGCUAAAUUUUAGAUUUAGAAAAUUGAAGAGGGGCGAUGAGACAACAAUGGAUGGAGGAACUGUUUGGAUCAUUAUUUUCGUUGAUAGAAUAACGACGAAGGUGAUUUUUGUUGGGUUUGCUGACGGAGCUCCGAUGUUGUCUUGGCGGAGGUACGACUGUUGGCUUGGUUUUACCGGUCAUGGCUGGUCAAAAAUCGUGGUGGAUGACUUGCCGGUUGUUCGUUGCUGGUUGAGCGGCGAUCGAUUCAGCGUGACUGCCAGCACUAGUUCGCCGGAGGAGGAAGUGGCAGCAGCCAUCGUGGCUCGUCGACGAAUAGGUGUGCCGAUUUGGGUUUCACCGGUGUUGAUGGCGGUGCAGCGACUGUGGGUUUGACUGAUGGCGGAAAAUGU
This is a messenger RNA of Capsicum annuum, 545 nucleotides long. RefSeq lists its product as uncharacterized. The record is from RefSeq and is a predicted model, not a curated record. The transcript has 2 exons. The coding region runs from base 202 to 528 and encodes 108 amino acids. NCBI's taxonomy places the organism in Eukaryota, Viridiplantae, Streptophyta, Magnoliopsida, Solanales, Solanaceae.